AUGCUGCUCGCGGUCUUUGCGACCACCUCGCUCGUGCCGACGGUCCGACUGGCAUCGGCCGCGCCCGUGCUGCGGGUGCCCGCCCCGCCGGUCGCGUCUGGAGUCAUCGCGGGCCUCGCGCCGGCGUUCGGUUCGUAUGCUGACAUCUGGCUCCCCACUCUUCUCUCGGUCGGGGUGCCGGACUUCCUGCUGCACUGGGGCCAUGGCGCCGCGAUGACCACUGUCUUAUUUGCGAUGGGAGGCUACGGCACCUACCUCGGCUGGCAGACACGGCUCGGCAACGGCGAUGACGUCCUUCCGCUCAACCUUGGCAAGCCGAGUCGGCAGAUGCACUCGCUCCUCAUGUCAGGCGCCCUCUUCUUCUUCCUGCUCGGUGGGCAGGGCGGCUUUGUCCUGCUCCGUGGCCAGGGGCAGGAGAUCCUCCAGUCCGCUCAUUCCUCGACUGCUGUGCUGGGGCUCGCCCUGCUCCUCACGCAGGCUGUGCUCGGCAAGACGAUGGGAGACUCCGAGAUGGGACGCUCCGUCCACGCGUACUUGGGCUCGGCAACGAUGCUCGCCCUGGUCGUCCACGCGUACAAUGGGCUGCAGCUCGGGACCUCGUUCUCGUGA
Emiliania huxleyi CCMP1516 is the source of this 609-nucleotide messenger RNA. RefSeq lists its product as hypothetical. The transcript has a single exon. The record is from RefSeq and is a predicted model, not a curated record. Lineage: Eukaryota; Haptophyta; Isochrysidales; Noelaerhabdaceae. Bases 1 to 609 code for a protein of 202 amino acids.